AUGAUCAUUCCUAUUCGCUGCUUUUCCUGUGGAAAGGUCACUGGUGACCUCUGGGAGCGCUAUCUUCAACUGAUCGCAGAUCCCCGUAAGACCGAUGGCGACGCUAUGGACGAGCUCGGUCUGAAGCGAUACUGCUGCCGCCGCAUGAUCAUGACCCACGUUGAUCUUAUUGAGAAGCUUCUUAAGUACACUCCCGAUGGACGAAGCGAGAAGAAGCAGAACCUUGGCGUUCAAUACUCAUAG
Fusarium tjaetaba is the source of this 243-nucleotide messenger RNA. Its product is annotated as DNA-directed RNA polymerase I II and III subunit RPABC5. Gene Ontology annotation, biological process: transcription by RNA polymerase II; tRNA transcription by RNA polymerase III; transcription by RNA polymerase I. Gene Ontology annotation, molecular function: DNA-directed RNA polymerase activity; DNA binding; zinc ion binding. Gene Ontology annotation, cellular component: RNA polymerase I complex; RNA polymerase III complex; RNA polymerase II, core complex. The coding region runs from base 1 to 243 and encodes 80 amino acids. NCBI's taxonomy places the organism in Eukaryota, Fungi, Ascomycota, Sordariomycetes, Hypocreales, Nectriaceae. The record is from RefSeq and is a predicted model, not a curated record. The transcript has 4 exons.